AUGGCUAUGACAACAGAGGAUUUGAUGCAGCAAUCCUUCACCGUUCCGACGGCUCAACAAUAUGAGAACUUUGUCCAAGCUCAUGGUAUACCUUCUGCCAGGAAAGACAUGCCCGAAGGUGGCUCUGCCUUAUGGUUUGGCUCUCCGUCAGCCAAAAGAGUGAUAGCACACGUUCACGGGGGCGGGCUAGUCAUGUACGCCACUCCUUUCCACAUAGGCUUGGCUUAUAACGUGUACAAAGCGGCCAUCUCGAAAGAUGAAGACGUCGCCGUGGUUGUGCUAAGCUAUGAUACAUGCCCUGCUGGUGUCUAUCCAGUGCAGCUUCGCCAGUUGGUCGAGUCCAUUGUGUAUCUCAUGCACGGGCGAGACGUAAAAGAUAUCGAUUUGUAUGGCGACAGUGUCGGCGGAAUUCUUAUUCUCGCCAUCUUGCAUCACAUCACGCACCCACAUCCCAAGGUGCCUCUGCUCUCAUUCCCAUCGGGGUACCGUUUCGGUCGAAUUUUGUUAGUCUCACCGGCUGUGCCCAUUGUUACGCCGGCGCUACAGAGGAGUAAAAAUAUCGGUCUAGAUUUAGUUGGAGUGGACGAUAUUGCUCAGAUGUGGAACAUCAUAGAGAGUAACCAUGAUCCUGAAGUUGAUCCGAUUAACCCCUGGUUCACACCGAUAUCUGAAAUGCGCGAAGAAUGGUAUGAAACACUACCAGCCGGGGCUAUUACAAUCAUUUCCGGCGCUUUUGAGUUAUUUGAAGAAGAUAUUAUCAAGCUAUCUCAAGUAAUCAAGGAUAAACACCAAAACCAAGUGGAUGAUUAUGUGGAUGAAAAUGCGACUCACAUUGCGUUUGUCAAAGAAGGUUUGACGAAUAGCCCACCGUCGGAGUACACUCGCCGCGUUAUAGAAUGGGCGAAGGCUUAA
Messenger RNA from Trichoderma gamsii, 912 nucleotides. Its product is annotated as alpha/beta hydrolase fold protein. The record is from RefSeq and is a predicted model, not a curated record. Lineage: Eukaryota; Fungi; Ascomycota; Sordariomycetes; Hypocreales; Hypocreaceae. The transcript has 5 exons. Bases 1 to 912 code for a protein of 303 amino acids.